Molecule: messenger RNA, 2952 nt
Organism: Anopheles gambiae (African malaria mosquito)
Lineage: Eukaryota; Metazoa; Arthropoda; Insecta; Diptera; Culicidae
Product: PDZ and LIM domain protein 7
Exons: 3
Coding region: 1782-2693 (303 amino acids)
Biological process (GO): actin cytoskeleton organization; muscle structure development
Cellular component (GO): filamentous actin; Z disc; adherens junction
Molecular function (GO): muscle alpha-actinin binding; actin binding
Source: RefSeq, a predicted model, not a curated record
UAAAAUUAUCCACACCGCAGAUAGAUUAGACUGGUGGUGCCCAACCGGUGCGCAACUACUACUGCAUACGUGCAGCGAGACGGUGAUUUAUCGAUAGCUAUUGAGCGACAGAAUAUUGAUCCAAGUGCAUCGUGCAAGCUCUAUAGUCCGGGGUGCAGUGUGCUCGAUAGCAAAUGACGGGAAAGUAAGUUCCUUCCAGCGUCGACUCGUGUGAUUCAAAGGAGUAUCAUAGACCACCGAUAGACGACAAUAGUAUUUCAUUAGUGAUAGGUUGUCGAAUCUGCGCGCGUGUUUGUGUGUGUGUGUGUGUCUGUGGGUGAAAGUAGGCCACGAAUACGUAAUCAUCAUCGCAGCUUUGCAUUAGGACGACGAUCGACACGCCCUGUCCUGACCUGGCAUUGACCAAUUGAACGGAAAAUCAUCCUUCGCUCAUCGCGCGGCCCAUUACAUCAUUCGAUCGUGACCAUGCCCGAAUUCGUGAUUGAAAAGCGCAAUAUUCCAGUGCUGACCGUGUCGUCGCGGGAUGGCCCAGCGGCGAGCGAGAACGGUGACAAUCCGCUCGGAUUCCGCAUCACCGGUGGCGCUGACUUCGAGAUGCCCAUCACCGUGUUUCAGGUGAGUUGAGUUUCGUCGUGAACUUGGCUAGUUGGUCGUUGGAGCGCGCAGCACUCCAGGCGAAUAACAAGAAACGCCCUUGUCGGAUAGUCGGAAGAUCGUUCCAUUGUUUCGAAAGCCCGUUCUUGGCUGCUGGUGAACACCGUGACACCACCGUGCGGAGCGAGGACUGAUGAGGCAGUAGAAGCGCGCGGCGGCGACGGGGAGUGCGUACUCCGUGAACAAAAAUAGCUCCCGACUGCCACUGAAUCGAUGCUGCCGCAACACUGCGUACGCUGAACUCGAUCAUCGGUGAUCUGGCGCGUUGGUGCAUGGCCCGGCCGGUGUCAGCAGUACAAACGAGUACGGUACGCAACAUUUGCCGGUGGCCACGUCCCGCGACAGACACCGGCGAUGUUCCGGCGAUAAACAUAACCUAGCAUUCGAACAGUUGAAUUGAGCGCGCGGUGUCGCCAGCUUGGAAGGUGGAAAAUGCAUGCCAUGCGCACACGCGCGCACCAGACGAGCGGAGAGUUUUUGUAGGCCCAUGCGCAGCUGACCAACCGCAACCACAAUCUACUGAGAGAGAGAAAGACUGCUAAAGAGACUGUGACUGGUGUGAUUUUUCGUUCUUAUGAAAAGCGUUUCGAAACAGUUUUCGACGUCACCGCCGACUUACAUUGACAUGCCAAACAAACUCAUAAAAGAUGAUCCACUGCUGCUCAUCACGUUGCCGAUCUACCGUCACGAAACCCCCCCUCAUCUCUACACAGAAGCUUUACAUAUUGCCCGGGGGUGGCAAUACACAGACAAUGACAUUAUUUAUAUACCCGCUGGCAUAUAAGCGUGUAGACGAGGAUAACAUAAUUUCAAAACCGUAUACAAUAAUACACCGGGAACACAGGGGCGCAACAAACAUCACUUAAAGAACGCUGUAAACUCACCCCACAAGCACACGCUCACAAUCAAAACCCUCCCGUUUGCUAUCUCGAGAAAAAUCGUGCAGGGUUGCGACCCCCGGGACCGAACCAUGCUGCUGUCCUACUGGGCGCAGUGUUACGUGGAUUGUCCCAGCUGAAGGAGCGCAAACCGUUGCAGAAAUCGUUGCAGUACGGAUACGGUUUUAUUUGCAAGAGGAAAGCUAGAUUGAAAGCCGCACGACUCGAGCCCGCUAGUAGCAGAGCGCGAUGGCACUGGACGAGCCGAAGGUGGCACCGGAAGGUGGUGACCAGCAGCCACUGGGCAGCGAUGGAACGGACGCGAAACGAGACGACGCGCCCGACUACUACAAACGACCCAAGUUCAAGCGAAACAUUAUCCCAUUCGACACGGAGGACCUGUCGGUGCGAGUAAUCCGGGAACGCUUUCUCAUCCCGAACCAGGUGUCCGAGGGCAGCCCGGCCCAGAAGGCGGGCCUCCAGCUGGGCGACCAGAUCCUGAAGAUCAACGGGGCCGACGCAUCGGCCAUGCGGCUCGCGACGGCCCAAUCCGUCAUCAAGCAGGCCGGCGAACAGCUGCAGAUGAUCGUAGCAAAAGACGACGAGAACAACCGCAAGGCGGAAGAGCAGGGCCAGCCGAAGGAAACGCGCGAAGUUAAGUUCGCAGGUAAUGAGCAGGAGCCGGCGGCGGAUGUCACUAACAAACCCGCUCCCCAACCCAAAAACGACGAACGUGAAAAUUGGACGCAACCCCCGGAGCGCAAGGUAUGGCAUCCGAUCGUAUGGCAGCAGCCACCGCCCCCGAUUCCACCGGAUCUAUACGGCAAGGAUGCGCCGCACCAGCAGCUGAUCGCCAACAUCCGCCGGUUGCUGACGGAGACGCGCACCAAGCCGGAGGAGCGCCAGAAACACAUCGAACGGAUGAUGCUUUCCCUUCCCACUGGCUCUCGGCGAGAGGGCGAGGAGGAUGAGGAGGAACCAAAGCCGGCCCCGAAGCCGAAGAAGAAGAAGAAGAGCAAGGCCAAGAAGGCAAAGGCGGCACCGCGAACCCGUCUGGACAGCGAAACGUCCGAGGAUGGAUCCGUCUCGGAGCUGACGGGUCCGGCCGCUGCCGAACCGGCCGAAGAUCCGAUUCCGGAGGAAGCUAGUGUCGAGGCUUAAGGGAUGCAGGAAUGGUUCGCCAACUCCCCCUUUCCUACGCACGCACAGUGGCACACACAUGGUUUACUGUUAGGCGUAAAUAACAGACUUCUAUCUCGUAUUUUCCAGCAAAUAGGGCACGCGCAUAUAGGGAGUGUAUUAAAACCUGAACCGACUUUUUCUUUUUGUUUUGUUAAACUCGUUUGUUCCGCUUUGAUCAGUGUACUUAACACCUCCGAUUUGUUCUGAUGUUGAAUAAAAUCGUUCUCUUUUUUUCGUA